CAUGAAGUUGUCAUCUAGUACUUAUUACAAUCCUACGAGACAUUUGGACGAACACUGCAGUCAGGAUUUUGAAGCCUCAGCAUGAUGAGCCGUCCACAGAGCUACAUAGAAGGUGAAACUGACUCUUGGCAUGCAAAAUCAAGCACAGGGUCAAAGGUCAAAGCAGAGAGAGUGGCACUGCUGGUUCUCUGUCUUCUGCUUGCAGCUGCUGUCCUCAUUAUUUAUCGUCUCAGUGAGUUUGCGACGUUUGAAAACACGAAAACCAGAGAAUCACUGAAAAAACUGGAAGAGCUCAGAAUGAAGUGUCAAAAUGUUCUUACAGAUGGCUCAUUUUAUAAAUGUGAAGAAGGCUGGGAAAAACAUGGAGGAAAGUGCUAUUACUUCUCCAUCAGGCAAUCAUCCUGGAAACAGAGCAGAGUUGAGUGUAGAGCUAAAGGAGGAGACCUGGCAUUCCUGGAGAGAAGAGUGAGAGAACUAAUGAAAGAAGGUGAGGACAAGUUCUGGAUCGGACUGACAGACUCAGCAGUAGAGCGCAGAUGGUUGUGGGUGGACGGAUCACUGCUGGAUGAAAGUUUGAAGUUUUGGGCUGGCAAAGAGCCAAACAAUGUGACAGAGGGAGAUUGUGAUGGAGAGGACUGUGUGAGGAUGGGAGAAGAAUUUGAAAAUAAAGAUCUGAAGUGUUGGUUUGAUCAGUCCUGCUAA
Molecule: messenger RNA, 702 nt
Organism: Pundamilia nyererei
Lineage: Eukaryota; Metazoa; Chordata; Actinopteri; Cichliformes; Cichlidae
Product: hepatic lectin-like
Exons: 7
Coding region: 82-702 (206 amino acids)
Cellular component (GO): plasma membrane
Source: RefSeq, a predicted model, not a curated record